Molecule: messenger RNA, 1561 nt
Organism: Durio zibethinus
Lineage: Eukaryota; Viridiplantae; Streptophyta; Magnoliopsida; Malvales; Malvaceae
Gene: FIE
Product: Transducin/WD40 repeat-like superfamily protein
Molecular function (GO): protein binding
Source: RefSeq, a predicted model, not a curated record
CAAAGUUGAAAAGUUAAAAGAAAAAAAAGCUCAAAGUGAAAAAAAAAAAAAAAAAACACAUUUAAGGGCAAACUCACUAGGAAGUUGAACUAAAACCUUAGAUUUUGUCUUGUCGGGAGGCACCAGUUUUGAAAGCGGCUAUGGCGAAGACGCCGAUAGGACUAGAACCAGUGGUGGGAUCGCUAGCAUCAUCAAAGAAGAGAGAAUACCGAGUCACAAACCGACUCCAAGAAGGCAAACGUCCCCUCUACGCCGUCGUUUUCAACUUCAUUGACUCCCGUUACUUCAACGUUUUUGCUACCGUCGGCGGUAACCGGGUGACGGUUUACCAAUGCCUUGAAGGCGGUGUUAUAGCUGUUUUACAGUCUUAUGUAGAUGAAGAUAAGGAUGAGUCUUUCUACACUGUAAGUUGGGCAUGCAAUGUUGACGGUACCCCAUUUGUGGUUGCCGGAGGUAUUAAUGGCAUAAUCCGGGUAAUUGAUGCAAGUAAUGAGAAAAUACACAAGAGUUUUGUUGGCCAUGGUGACUCUAUAAAUGAAAUCAGGACUCAGCCAUUGAAACCAUCACUUAUAGUGUCUGCAAGUAAAGAUGAAUCAGUUCGGUUGUGGAAUGUUCAUAGUGGAAUAUGCAUUCUGAUAUUUGCUGGAGCUGGGGGUCACCGCAAUGAAGUUUUGAGUGUGGAUUUCCAUCCUUCUGACAUUCAUCGAAUUGCAAGCUGUGGCAUGGAUAACACUGUUAAGAUUUGGUCAAUGAAAGAGUUCUGGACUUAUGUUGAGAAAUCGUUCACUUGGACGGAUCUUCCUUCAAAAUUCCCCACAAAAUAUGUCCAAUUCCCUGUGUUCUUAGCUUCAGUUCAUUCAAACUAUGUGGACUGUAAUCGGUGGCUUGGUGAUUUCAUUCUGUCUAAGAGUGUUGACAAUGAAAUUGUUCUAUGGGAACCAAAGAUGAAGGAGCAAUCUCCCGGAGAGGGUACAGCUGACAUCCUUCAAAAGUACCCUGUCCCUGAGUGUGAUAUUUGGUUCAUCAAAUUUUCUUGCGACUUUCAUUACAAUGCUGCUGCUAUAGGAAAUAGAGAAGGAAAGAUUUUUGUGUGGGAACUGCAAAGCAGCCCUCCUGUUCUCAUUGCCAGGCUAUCUCAUGCACAGUCAAAGUCUCCAAUCAGACAGACUGCCAUGUCCUUUGAUGGAAGUACCAUUCUCAGUUGCUGCGAGGAUGGGACAAUAUGGCGCUGGGAUGCUGUUCCAACCAACUAGUCAUUUCGAGUAGGUGUGCCAGACGAAUGUUAUGGAAGCUUUUCUCUUUUCAGUUCCUGCUGGUUGUAAUUGAGUGGUAUAUUACAUAGCAAACAACCACUUUUAACAUGAUGAACUGCUUGUCCUAUCUUUCCUAGAAGUGCUAACUUCAAAAUAUUAAAAUCAGUACAGCUGAAAUCAUGAUAAUGUUAGCCCUUCUCAUGUCUCUCUUCAUAAUAGAAAUAUAGUCUGUCCUCUCAGUAAGUUCAUAAAAAUGUUUAUUAAACCUCUAAAAAAUGCAGACAAAAAUGCAGACAGUUGUUAUUGAA